Messenger RNA from Phyllotreta striolata, 4754 nucleotides. The record is from the annotation of a GenBank genome assembly. NCBI's taxonomy places the organism in Eukaryota, Metazoa, Arthropoda, Insecta, Coleoptera, Chrysomelidae.
AACGUAAUGAUUUAUAUUUUGUCUAAAAUAUUAGUGGAAAAUGUUUUUGUUCGCAAUGAUAGAUAUUUGUAGUGACUCCUAGAUAUUAUACACAAUUCGUAAAUUACAACAAAGUAAUAUGUAAUGGGAAUAUGUAUUUUCCCGUUGGUUGGCCCAAAGUUUUAAAAUUACCCGAAUUGGGUAACUCCGUUAUAAAGCACAUAACAUCAAAUCGAGACCGAAUUUUGUUUGCUAUUCUUGCUGACGAUUGCUUAGGAGUAUGGUUUUGCAGACCAUGUGUACCCAUAACGUUCCACCGUCGUUCUGUUUCGUCCAUAGAAAAAUAUGGGACAAAUGUUAUUGCAGAAUGGAAACCAGAUUCAAGUAUGAUUGUUAUUGCAACAUCUGAAGGGCACUUGUUGUUCUACAAGGUUGAAGUUGCACAGGAUCACAAAGGUUUAUACCACCAAACAGACACUCCAAAUUUAAAUCUUAGAAGAGACAGCGCUGAAUUAUUUAUAAAGGAAUCCAUUCCACCAUUAACAUUAAUUUUGGUGGAAGAAAUAGCUUUGUGGGAUGGAAGAAUCACAGGAGUGGUGUGCAUAACGAUGAUGGAAAUAAUGUUGUCUACGACAAACAAUCAUGUACUCAGGUACCGUUGGGACGGUACCCAAAACCGAGAUUACACUCUAGAUUUGAGAAGAAUUCCCUUUUGCAUAAACCAACAGGUCGCGAAAGCCGUGCCUAUAGUCGAAGAUAACAUUUUCAUCAUCGAUAUUGAAUACUCUCCGUUGGUAGGCGGUUUUUCCAUAGUUCUAAACGAUGGCAGGGCCGCAUUUUUGACAGCGCCUACCUUAAAAUUCGACCCUAAUCAGGUCCAAGGGAUAUGGGCGCAGGGCAUCGAUAACGCAACAUGUACGAACAUCAAUCAUAAAUUCCGUUUAAUUACAUAUGGGCGUACAAAUUCCGAGUGCAUAGUAUAUACUAUUGAUGAAACGACAGGCGGUUUGGAAGUGUCUCAUACUUGUAUUUUAAGCAGUAAGGAUUAUCCUGGAGAUCCAGGGAGUAUUGAAAAAGUGUUAUGGACGCCCGAUGGUUGCGCAUUGGCUGUGGCUUGGUCGAAAGGUGGAGUGGCCCUAUGGUCAACAUUCGGAGCGCUUCUUAUGUGUUCAUUAGGCUGGGAUUACGGUUUGAACAUGGACUUGGAAAAGUGUAAUCCACUCCAUGUUUCUUGUAUGGAAUUUUCCACAGAGGGCUACCAAUUGUGGAUGGUCAGGAAACAGUUUCAGAAAGAUUCUGAUAAAUUUAACGCGAGUUUAGUUCAAUUGGAAUUAGUAAAAAGUGCCUUAUCGGUCAAUCCAUGCAUGAGCCUCCAAAGCCAUUUGUAUUUACAAGGAGAGGAUAAGCUCUACGUCAAUUCAGCCAAGACCUUCAUAAGAGUAUUCUCCGAGAAAACCAAAAAAGAAGACUUAUUCAGCGAAAAUGCCUUUUCUACGUCGACUAUGCUCGCCGAAGGGCGACAAUGGCUCGUGAUAUCAGUUCCUUCGACCUACUAUUCAACCAAUUGGCCCAUCCGAUACUCCGCCAUCGACUCGGAGGGUUUGAACGUAGUCAUAGCCGGCCGGACGGGCAUCGCUCACUACUCGAUAUCGACCAGAAAAUGGAAAUUGUUCGGCAACGAAACGCAAGAGAAGGAUUUCAUCGUGGCCGGCGGUUUGCUGUGGUGGAAGGAGUACAUGGUGAUGGGCUGUUACAGCAUACUAGACAACGGCGAGGAGUUUCGGUUCUAUCCGCGCGAAUCGAAAUUGGACAAUAAAUUCGCCAGGAUAGUCAAGGUGCCCGCGCCGAUUUUGCUCAUCAACAUCCUGCACGAUCAAUUGAUCACGCUGGGAUCGAACGCUCAAGUGUGCAUAUGGCAAUUACAAUCGAACGAUAACGUUGGAGAUGUAGACGUGACGAAGACGCAAGUGGUCGAUAUUUCUGCAUUGGCGAUCCAUCCUGCUUGUAUAACUUCAGUGACACUGACUUGCGUACGUACGGAGACUGUAAAGAGUCAGCAUAACGCGUUUGAAAGCAUUUUAUUGAACGUAAGCGGUCGCCUACUGUUAGUUCAAAGAGAUUGUAGGCACGGUGAGAAAUAUACCUGUUUGUUACCUACGGUCCUCGCGAGUUGCGUGGAAAACGUUUGGGUGCCGAGGCAACGGAGAUUAGAUAAGGCUCACCUGACUGAGGCGCUGUGGCUGUUUUGUGGAUCGCACGGCAUGAGAGUCUGGUUGCCUUUGUACCCGCGAGAUGGAGAUAAAACCCACACUUUUAUGUCUAAACGGAUUAUGUUGCCGUUUCAUUUGAAAAUAUACCCAUUAGCUAUUUUAUUUGAGGAUGCUAUCAUAUUAGGUGCAGAAAACGACACAGUUUUGUACUCCUCGGAUUACAAUUCGCCGUUUUCUUUACCUUUGUGUAUUUUACAAAGAACAAGUCAGGUAUAUUUGCAUCAAAUUUUGAGACAGCUCAUUAGAAGGAAUUUGGGGUACCACGCCUGGGAAAUAGCGAGAAGCUGUAUGGGUUUACCGUAUUUUCCGCAUUCAUUGGAAUUAUUAUUGCACGAGGUUCUAGAAGAGGAAGCGACUAGUAAAGAGCCAAUUCCCGACGCUCAGUUACCCAGUGUUUUGGAAUUCAUCAUGGAAUAUCCGGUGUAUCUUCAAACAGUCGUCCAGUGCGCCCGGAAGACCGAAAUAGCCUUGUGGCAUUACCUUUUUUCUGUAGCGGGAAAGCCAAAGGACCUGUUUCAAGAGUGUUUGAUCAAAGGGGAAUUAGAAACAGCCGCGUCUUAUUUAAUCAUCUUACAAAAUUUAGAAAUACCAUCAGUGAGCAGGGAAUAUGCAACUUUACUAUUAAACACCGCAUUGGAGAAGUCCAAGUGGAAGUUAGCCAAAGAUUUGGUGCGAUUUUUGAGAGCCAUAGAUCCGAACGACGAAACCGAAUCGCCCCGAACAUCCUUUAUUCUAACCCCGAAGUUGGGCAUCGGUCAAACGACCGCUUCGGUGAGCCCCAACGCCGAAGACCUGUCGCUCAUUUUGGGAAACGUCCAAGGGCCUCGAGCGAGGAGCUACAGCACCACCGUAUCGCCCAAACUCGUUGAGAGAUCGAACAGCAAUCCGGGCAACGCGAGUAGUUCGAUGGAAUCGGAUAGGAAAAAAUCCGUGCCGAAUUCCAUCGCUAAUCCCAAAUCUGACAAGUUGCAAAAGAGUGCCAGUUCGGAGGUGUUUUUCAUAGACGAUAUAUUGCAGAAGCACGCGCGACGGCUUCUGUCCGCCCGCAGAUUGACCGAUUUGGGUUAUUUCGCGGCCCACCUCGAUUUCCACUUGGUUUCUUGGCUGAUCAAAGAACGAGAUCGGGCCGCUAGAAUCGACGAUUUCGUUAAAACGUUGAAACAGGUCCACGAGGACUUCGAUUGGCCUUAUCCUACCUCAAAUAUACCAAAUUUGAAAAAACAAACAGGUUCGCAAUCGCCUCUGGACGGAUUCGUUAAUCUAGAGGAUCAACUGAAGAGCCUAAUAGCGAAUCCGACGUUCAGUCACAUCGGCGACAGCGGUUACAUGUCGCUGAAGGACUUCCCGUACGGGGGCCAGGGGCUGCCCGUCGGGCCCCUCGAUCAGACGAGCCAGCUGGCCGAGAGCGAAUUGGACGGGCGCAGCGCCGUCGAGCCCAUCGAACGAAAAUGCGACGUUAUCGAUCGUCAAUCGGCCAAAAAAGUAUCCAUUAGCAGCUUCGAUAACAACUUCAACAUGGCAAUGAAAUCGACCAUACUGAACGCCGCUAGGGACGAGUUCGCCAUGAGCACGAUCAGUUCGCAAUGGGACGAAGACAGGGAGUUGUCUUCGAUUGGUACCGAUAAUUGGGAAAUUCCGUCCAGUAAAAUAUUAGAGCAGUUCUCCAAUUCGAAUAAAGGUUCCCAGCGAUCGGAGAUUCAAUUGAGGUAUUUGCUACAGCUGUUUAUGGAAGCGAAUUGUUUGGAAUGGUCGUUGGUUCUUUCGAUUCUGCUCAGAGACGCCAUGGCUGUCGUACGGCUCAUCAACGCUGCCAAAUCCCACGAUCAUCCCGCCGAAACGGUGUCGAGAUUGAGACAGGGCCUGUUGAUUAUCAAUUAUUGGACUAACACUGAAUGCUUGGGUUACUCGGCUUUUAUGCUAGCAAUAUACAAACAAAUAUCCGUCCUGACUAGGAUAAUCGAAGCGAAGGUGCAACAGCAACAGCUCCAGCAUCAAUCGAUCAAAGUGCAAUCGCCGCAGCCGAGCCGGUCGCGGAAAUCGAGCUCGAAUCAGGAAUGCAACAGUACUCAUUUAGGCGUUAAGGAAUCGUUGGUGCCGAGCGAGAGUCCCAACGAGAACAAAUCCGUCGAAGAGGAAGAAACUGCCAUCGAAGCGAAGCAGAGCCCGACGAGUACGGGCUGCGUCGUUUCGUAAUCAACGCGGAUUUACCGGAUGAUUAUUAUGUUUUUUAUACGUUCGUAAGUUCUACAUGGUGUUCAUAAAAUAGACGAAGAUAUUUUAGAGGGUGGGUCCUUGUUAACGCCCAUAUUCACCAAUUUCGGCUUGUUAACCUGAUAACUGUCAAUCUGAUAAAAUUUAACAGUCGGUUAACAAUAUUAAAUUUGUUAUUCACCAUGAUAUGUUUGAAGUACUUUGAGUUAAUUGAUAGUAAACCGACAGUUUUCUUAAAAAUAACCAAGAUUAUGUUGGUAUUAUGAUAUAGUUCUCAACUUCAUGCGGAAUUCA